AUGUCGAAGGCUAUGAGAAGCAUCAAAAAUGUCACCAAGGGGUAUUCUGGUGUCCAAAUCAAAGUGCGCGAGGCGACGAGCAAUGACCCAUGGGGCCCAACGGGCACUCAGAUGAGCGAGAUCGCCCAGCUCACCUAUAACUCGUCAACCGAAUUCUACGAGAUUAUGGACAUGCUGGACAAGAGGUUGAACGACAAAGGCAAGAACUGGAGGCAUGUCCUAAAAGCGCUCAAGGUCCUCGACUACUGCCUCCACGAGGGCUCCGAGCUAGUUGUCACAUGGGCAAAGCAAAAUGUCUACAUCAUCAAGACCCUUCGCGAGUUCAUGUACACCGACGAGGAGGGCAGAGAUGUCGGUCAAAACAUUCGGGUGGCUGCAAAGGAGUUGACGUCCUUGCUACUGGAUGAGGAGCGCCUGCGAGCUGAGCGCAGCGAUCGCAGGACGUGGAAGUCCCGCGUUACUGGACUCGAAGAAUAUGGCCCGCAGCAGCCGCACGAUACACCGCGCCGCCGUGAACGGCGCCCAAUGAAUGAAGAAGAGGAUGCCGAGUACAAGCUAGCUCUAGAGGCGAGCAGAUACCAGGAGGAAGAGGAUAGGAGGAAACGUGAGGGCCGGCCAGGACAAGAGACAGAAGACGAUGACCUUGCGAAGGCUAUCAAAUUGAGCAAGGAAGAGGAAGAGGCCCGCCGACGAGCUUUAGAAGAGCAGAACGCCCAAUCGCUGUUUGACGACACCCCCGUGCAGACUCAACCUCAGCCAACCGGAUGGAAUCAGGGGUACCAGCAGGGAAGCGGCGUCGACUUUUUUGGGAACCCGAUUGAUCAGAGCCAGAUGCAGCCUCAGCCCACGGGCUUCAUGCCGAAUGCGUACACUGGCUUCCAGACACAGCCCACUGGCUACCAGAAUGGCUUUUCGAACGGCUUUGGCCAGCCUCAACAGACUGGGUUCGAUGCCUUUGGUCAACAGCAGCAGCCGUUCCAGCCGCAACCUACAGGUUACAACCCGUAUGGGCAGCAGCAGCUCCAGCCGCAGCAGACGGAAUCGCCCAUGCAGGCAGGAAGCAACAACCCUUGGGCCACCAACCAGAAUUCGGGCCUAUCUACGAUGGCGCCGAUGAAGACAGGCUCCAACAACCCAUUUGCUCAACAGUCAGCUUCACCGUUCAACAGGCCCGGGCCGUCCAAGAUGCCAUCGAUGUCAGUCUUGAACGCGCUGCCAGAGCAAAAGACACUGUCCGCGUUCAACCAGCCCCCGCCCCAGGCCACUUCUUUCACCCCUCCGCCAAAGAUGCCCCAGGCACCGUCGAAACCGAUCAGUGAGCACGAGGCGAAGCUCAACGCGCUUCUUUCCAGCGGCGAGGGUCAAGACACAUUCGGCAACACUGGUGAGACUCGAAUACCGGCACAGCACACAGCUCCAGGAACGUUCGUCAACAGUGCGGGAGCCGGUGCCAACAGGCUGACAGCCGAGGCAACCGGCAACAACCCGUUCCUCCGGCAGCAGUUCACGGGCAUGCCGACCGUGUCAUAUGGGGCCACGGGCCCUGGUGGCAUGAACGGCGGGUUUGGCGGACAGGGCGCGAGCAACCCAUUUGGGGCGAGGCCGCAGCAGCAGGCGAGCAACCAGGGAGAUCUAAUCCAAUUCUAA
Diaporthe amygdali is the source of this 1647-nucleotide messenger RNA. RefSeq lists its product as uncharacterized. Gene Ontology annotation, molecular function: clathrin binding; phospholipid binding. Bases 1 to 1647 code for a protein of 548 amino acids. The record is from RefSeq and is a predicted model, not a curated record. Gene Ontology annotation, biological process: actin filament organization; endocytosis. Gene Ontology annotation, cellular component: clathrin vesicle coat; plasma membrane; endosome. The transcript has 4 exons. Lineage: Eukaryota; Fungi; Ascomycota; Sordariomycetes; Diaporthales; Diaporthaceae.